This is a messenger RNA of Psilocybe cubensis, 3147 nucleotides long. RefSeq lists its product as uncharacterized. The coding region runs from base 1 to 3147 and encodes 1048 amino acids. The transcript is spliced from 13 exons. Gene Ontology annotation, biological process: regulation of transcription by RNA polymerase II. Gene Ontology annotation, molecular function: transcription coregulator activity; histone H3K9 demethylase activity; chromatin DNA binding. Gene Ontology annotation, cellular component: chromatin; histone deacetylase complex. Lineage: Eukaryota; Fungi; Basidiomycota; Agaricomycetes; Agaricales; Agrocybaceae. The record is from RefSeq and is a predicted model, not a curated record.
AUGAAUGGCUUGCAAGAUCCUACGAAGAAGACCUCCAUCACUUCAUUACUGAACCCACAGAAUGCCUCUGCAUUACACUCAUCCCCUCUCAACAACUCCAAUUCCCCUUCCAUAAACCAUGGUCCGACCCAAACACCGUCCGCCUUCUACGAUUCACCUUACACGACAUCGCCCGUAUACAAUCUUCGUGCGGCGAACUGGGACCCUACUUCAGAGUCUUCACAGCAAAAAUCUGUGAGCUCCGGUGUUCAGUAUCACCACGAAUACCCUCAGCAAUCCCAUUCGGCAAUGGCAGCCGUCGCUCAUCCACAAUCUAACGGCUAUUCGUACCCACUCAACCCUCCAACGACGGCGAGAACACGAGUGGGCCAUUCUAAUGGGUAUCCUGCUGAACAACCCGACUGGCAGCCGCGACCUCAAUCGCACCAACCUUCUGGUUCACAUGUGUCAUAUGGACAGGCUCAGAGAGAUGAACGACCAACGCUCACUGCCGAGUAUCCCAUGUCAAAUCAAGAGUCAUUCACUCCAAACAACGUUCCGUCUGAGAUUCCGGCACCUAAUCCUGUGUGGCAAUCAACAGAAAGGGCAUCUGUCCGUAUCGCGGCCAAGGGGACGUUACAGGAACCUUCUCAAGUCGCCAACAACCACGGAUACAACCAGUCGGGUUCUGGCUACGACCAACAGAAUCUGUACACCCAUCCCACCGAAUAUAAUUCCCAUUUGCAGCCGCCCACUUCUAUUCCCUCUUCGGCUUCACCUCAAAUUUCAACGGUUGAACCGUCCGGGUCAUCUUCAUCGUCUUCGAAGAGACGGCUUCCUGAUAGCGAGGCCACACCAGCGCCCAAGGCUAAACGGGCGAAGCCAAAGGUUAAAUCGACCGGUUCUGAGUCCUCCACACCUGGUCCAUCGAAGCGUGGAUAUAACGCUAAAAAGCGCAGCGAAGCCGCUAUCAUUUCUGCUCAAAAUGCAGAUGCGUUCCAGAAAGCUCAACAAGGAGGUAGUGACAUACGCCAGUCCCAAGGGGAUCUUCCCGGAACGCUAACCACGGCUGAUGGUUCACAAUAUAUCCCGGAACUCCAGUUUGCGCGUUGCAUGUCCAACCGAUACAAAAAGGAAGACUUUCCUAGAUGUGUAUCAUGUACGCGGAGGUGGGCCGGCGAUACGUGUCGUUUUCAAGGCAUUCGAUAUUUUUUGCGUGAUUCUCAGAGAAAGCUGUGCGGUGUAAGCUUCAACGAAGUAGGCCACUCAGCUACUCCGAUGGAAUUCCCUUCCAAGUGGAAUAAACCCCUUAAGAUUGAACAGAUUACACGUAUCAAGUUAUCAAUAGCGAAGGCACUUUUCCCCAUAUUAGUGGCGGAGCAAGAUCACUUGUCUGUGAGUGUUAUUGUGCGCCGCCCACGCGAAUCUGAUGUUCGCGCUACAUGUGACACUUGUAUGACUUCAUUGUUCUCAGAAACGUUCAUGUGCCGCAUAUGUGGUCGAGAAGUUUGCAACGAGUGUUACCAACAAGUCCGCGAACUUACUGAACAACCUACUCAAGCAACACCUUCGGAGCUGACUGCGCUCGUGAUGAAGAGGGAGAAGCAUGCUCACUCAAAUCCUUUCUUUUUGGCUUGCACAAAGAGGAUAGAACAUGGAGUUAGCGAAUUUAUCCGGGUCACUCGCUUCAGUAACGAUGAGCUACAAAAAUCCAUCAAUGAGAUGCAAAAAAUCUUGACGCAGGACAAAGAAAAGACCCAGGCUAGCCCAGUACCUGCAGGACGUCCUGGCACAUCUGGGCUCGCUAUUUCUAAUAUGGCCGAUUCAGUGCAACCAACCGAACGCCAUUCAUCAACACACCCUGUCCCCAUACACCCUACGGCGGCAUCAGUCUCUUCGUCGCCGGAUCAUUCUUUCACACAACCCUCGAAUGUAUCUCCAACCGUACCUUCACAGAUUACAACUUAUGCUGAACGCGACUAUUCCGCAAAGGAUUUCCCAGAUCCUUUGACUUCUCCCAUUUACGAUGACUAUACGCCUCCAAAUGUUUCUUCCCGUAUUUCCGAUAUACCUAUAUUCCGCGCUCAGAUAAUUCCCGCGCAUCUGUACGAUAACCUACCCGAUAUCAGGCAUUCACAAGUAGACGGGCCUAUCCCUAUGUUUUCUUGUUUGUGGCGCAAAGGCUUGCCGCUCCUUGUCAAAAAUGCUCUUCCCAGGUUCAAAUUACCAUGGACGCCUCAAUCUUUUAUAGAGCGAUACGGUGAUAAGGAUUGUCUUGUUGUGGAGUGUCAGAGCGACAUUGUCAAAAAGGUCACUAUCAAAGACUUUUUUGGAUGGUUUGGAAAGUAUGGAGGCCGGACAGAAUGUUGGAAACUUAAGGACUGGCCACCCACGGCUGAAUUCAAAGCAGCCUUUCCUGACCUUUACGAAGACUUUAGCAACGCUGUGCCCGUCCCCGACUAUGUGAGACGAGACGGCCCGAAGAUGUACAACUCAAUGGCUUCAUCUCAAGAACCUGGUAGUAAAGGUUCCACUCGACUGCAUAUGGACAUGGCCGAUGCUUUGAACAUCAUGUUGCAUGCAGAAGCAUGUGAAGAUGGAACCGAAGGCUAUGCAGUAUGGGACUUGUACAGGGCCGAAGACAGCGAUUUGAUACGGGGGUUCUUGAAGAAGAGGUUCGGCCAACCCUCAGCGAAUGGAGCGAUCGGACAAAGUGGUGCUAAUUCGAAGAGUGCGGGAGACAAGAGUGUUGCUUCCGUUAUGAUUGGGCUUGACCCAAUUCACAACCAACAAUUUUAUCUCGACGUUGAGCUACGCAAGGCGCUCUUUGACGAGUGUGGAGUGAAGAGCAUCAGGAUUUACCAAAGGCCCGGCGACGGAGUUUUUAUUCCGGCCGGUUGUGCACACCAGGUCGCCAACAUGUCUGACUGCAUGAAGAUCGCUAUCGAUUUUGUCAGCCCCGAGAACAUAGACCGGUGUGAGAAAUUGACGAAGGAGUUCAGGGAGCAAAAUCAAAGUAAGGUCUGGAAGGAAGAUGUGCUCCAGCUUCGGACCAUGAUGUGGUUCGCAUGGCAGUCCUGCUGCAUCAAGGAAGAGGAAAUUCACAAUGCGGAACCGAAGGACCGACCCACUGAUACCACCAGUUCAAAUCCUACACAUGGCGGAUGA